GACCCAAAUUUAUCCAACACAGACAGGCACACACGAGAGUCGACAUAAGCAGGAGCAGAUCCUGCGAGCUGAGGUUGGAGCAGCCACCACAAGCACCACCAUGGUUUGGUUGAGAACCGUGUCUGCAAUCGCAAUCGCUUUUCUUCUCGCAUUCGAAGAGUGGGUGUCAGUUCCCGUUUGCAAAGUAGUUCCCAGCACCACCACCAACCACGUUCCCUUUAGAGACAACCCAGAUGACUUGAAAGUCAUGAUAGUCGCUGACCUCCUCCUCUUGGGCUCUGAAGCUGGUUAUGUCAAUCACUUCUUCAGAGACUACUACAUGUCCAAAUUCUUUCAGAAAUCUUUUGAAACUUUGAAGCCUGAUUUGCUUCUUGUCUUGGGAGAUGUUUCUGCAAAAGGUUCGGAGCUAACAAAAAGCAAAUGGGUGUCGGUGCUCCAUCAGUUUUACAAAAUAUUGGGACCCUUUGUUGAUCUUCCAUACCAUGUAAUUCUUGGUGAUAGGGAUAUUGGAAAGUGCGGCGAUCUUGAUGUGAACAAAGUUAAUUGGAUUGCUCACAAAUUACCAGGAUUGGACUCUUCUGGUUGCGGUGCAUUUGAAAUUGGUAACAUCAGUUUUGUCACACUGAAUGCUGUGGCCUUGCUUUGUGGCAAUAGCAGUUUACGUUUUGAUGUUGAAAAAGCAAUUGAGAGGGAAAGCCUAGAACUUCGAGGGGAAACAGAAGGUGCAACAAAAACAAUUAAUGAUUAUACCAACUUUGGUGGUGCAAAUAAUAACUUCUUGUGGAGGGAAAGCAAUGCGUUAUCUGGAUCAGGCUCUGUACUUUUACUCCACUUACCUUUGGACCAGACGAGAAAUGAGCACUAUGGUGGAAUUGAUGCUUUCAAGAGAUCUUCUAGCUCUUUUAUAGAGGGGUUAAAUGUGAUGCCAAAAAGCAGGGAGCUUAUUGGGGCUGGCCUGUAUAAUCUACUUCAUACCCUCCCACUAAAUGCUUCUGAAUACAUAUUACAAGCUCUGAAGCCAAGGAUUAUUUUCAGCGCGCACAGGCAUACAUUUUCUGAUCACGUCCACGCAGACACAACUCGUGAGAUCACGGUUCCAGCAAUGUCAUGGAAUGCAAGAGAUGACCCUGGAUUUGUUAUUGCCACUUUUCAAAAGACAGGAAGAGCAGGGAGCAUAAGCUAUUGUUCUGUCGCUAGGGAAUCUCAUAUUCUUAUAGUUUAUCUUUCUAUAAUAGUUUUCUUUUGUUUAUUAUGUUUAAAAGGGUAGCAGGGAAAAUUACCCCCCAGAGUAUAAUAGGAAUGAUUACAAGAAAAAAUGAUAGAAGGGAUUAGGGAAUCUGAGCUCCACAUUUUUUUCAUCAUCAUUACUAUCUAGAAACAUAGAUCUCUCUCUCCCUCCCUCCCUCCCUUUAU
This is a messenger RNA of Lotus japonicus, 1413 nucleotides long. RefSeq lists its product as uncharacterized. The transcript is spliced from 4 exons. NCBI's taxonomy places the organism in Eukaryota, Viridiplantae, Streptophyta, Magnoliopsida, Fabales, Fabaceae. Gene Ontology annotation, biological process: GPI anchor biosynthetic process. The record is from RefSeq and is a predicted model, not a curated record. Gene Ontology annotation, molecular function: hydrolase activity. Bases 101 to 1267 code for a protein of 388 amino acids.